Molecule: messenger RNA, 1545 nt
Organism: Neomonachus schauinslandi (Hawaiian monk seal)
Lineage: Eukaryota; Metazoa; Chordata; Mammalia; Carnivora; Phocidae
Product: zinc finger and BTB domain-containing protein 2-like
Exons: 1
Coding region: 1-1545 (514 amino acids)
Biological process (GO): regulation of transcription by RNA polymerase II
Cellular component (GO): nucleus
Molecular function (GO): DNA-binding transcription factor activity, RNA polymerase II-specific; protein binding; RNA polymerase II cis-regulatory region sequence-specific DNA binding
Source: RefSeq, a predicted model, not a curated record
AUGGAUUUGGCCAACCAUGGACUUAUUCUCCUGCAACAGUUAAACGCUCAGCGAGAGUUUGGUUUCCUGUGUGACUGCACGGUUGCCAUCGGCGAUGUGUACUUCAAGGCACACAAAUCAGUUCUUGCUUCAUUCUCCAAUUACUUUAAGAUGUUGUUUGUCCAUCAGACCAGUGAGUGUGUCCGUUUGAAACCAACUGACAUACAGCCAGAUAUUUUCAGCUAUCUCUUGCAUUUGAUGUACACUGGCAAGAUGGCACCUCAACUGAUUGAUCCUGUUCGAUUAGAGCAGGGAAUCAAGUUUCUGCACGCCUACCCACUGAUCCAGGAAGCCAGCCUGGCCAGCCAAGGAGCCUUUUCUCAUCCCGACCAAGUCUUCCCCCUGGCCUCUUCCCUGUAUGGCAUUCAGAUUGCAGAUCACCAGUUGAGACAAGCCACCAAGCUUGCCUCCGCCCCCGAGAAGCUCGGGCGGGAACCCCGGCCACAGCCGCCCAGGAUGAGCCAGGAGCAGGUGCCUGAGGCCUCCCAGCUCUCGCAGCUGACUUCAAACCUGGCCCAGGUGACUCGGACGCACCUGACUCCCUCGGACCCCCUGCAGACCUCACUGUCUCCAGAACUCGUGUCCACUCCUGUGCCCCCCCCUCCCCCCGGCGAGGAGACAAAUCUGGAAGCCUCUUCCUCGGACGAGCAGCCGGCACCCCUCACCAUAGCCCACGUCAAGCCGAGCAUCAUGAAGAGGAACGGGAGCUUCCCGAAGUACUACGCCUGCCACCUGUGCGGCCGGCGCUUCACACUGCGGAGCAGUUUGCGGGAACACCUCCAGAUCCACACGGGGGUCCCGUUCACGGCCGGCCAGCCGGGAGAAAGCCGGGCGCCCCUGUCUCUUUGUAGCAACGCGGCCGACCUGGGGAAGGACGCCAUGGAGGUGCCCGAGGCCGGGAUGGUCAGUGACAGUGAGCUGCCGCACAUCUCCGACUCCCCCAUCAUCGACGGGCAGCAGCACUCGGAAACGCCGCCGCCCUCCGACAUCGCGGACAUCGACAACCUGGAGCAGGCCGACCAAGAGCGCGAGGUCAAGCGGCGCAAGUACGAGUGCACCAUCUGCGGCCUCAAGUUCAUCCAGAAGAGCCACUGGCGGGAACACAUGUACAUACACACCGGCAAGCCCUUCAAAUGCAGCACGUGUGACAAGAGCUUUUGCAGGGCCAACCAGGCUGCCCGGCACGUGUGCCUCAAUCAGAGCAUCGACACCUACACCAUGGUGGACAAACAGACUCUGGAGCUCUGCACGUUUGAGGAAGGCAGUCAGAUGGACAACAUGUUGGUCCAGACCAACAAACCCUACAAAUGCAACUUGUGUGACAAAACGUUCUCGACUCCCAAUGAGGUGGUUAAACAUUCGUGCCAAAACCAGAACUCGGACGUUUUUGCCCUGGACGAGGGGCGGUCCAUUCUCCUGGGCAGCGGGGACUCCGAAGUCACGGAACCUGACCACCCGGUGUUAGCUUCCAUCAAAAAGGAACAGGAAACAGUGUUGUUAGACUGA